Messenger RNA from Capsicum annuum, 585 nucleotides. RefSeq lists its product as uncharacterized. The coding region runs from base 1 to 585 and encodes 194 amino acids. The transcript has 2 exons. NCBI's taxonomy places the organism in Eukaryota, Viridiplantae, Streptophyta, Magnoliopsida, Solanales, Solanaceae. The record is from RefSeq and is a predicted model, not a curated record.
AUGAGAUUACAAGGAAAUCAAUUAGGCAAACAUUUGGAAGAGUUACUAAACUUUGCCAAUUGGAUUUUGGCAAUCGUUGAUGGAAACAUUGGAAGCUCCAUUGAUGGAAUUGAGACUAUUCAAAUCCCUGAUGAUCUUAUCAUUAAGGAUUGUGUCGAUCCAAUAUUGGCAAUUGUAGAGACAAUUCUUGCUCCGACUCUAGACAUGGCAGAGUCGAUCAAUGAUUUUAUGAUAUCACUUAAUCAUAAUCCUGAGAGGACAUAUCUUAGUUCUGAUACAGUUUGCAUGUCUGAUCAUUCUUUUACAACAUUGGAGCAUGUGCACACACCAGAAUUUCUUAACAGUAUCAAGUGUUCUAGAAUUCCAAAUCACUUAAUCACAUUAAAGGUAGGUGUACUGGUAAUGUUAUUGAGAAACAUAGAUCAAUCAUCAGGGUUGUGUAAUGGGACGAGGCUGAUCAUCACAAGAAUUGAAAGUCAAGUUAUAGAAGCUAAGGUUUUGUCAGGCAAAAAGGCCGGUGAAAAGGUGUUUAUUCCAAGAAUGAGUUUGACACCAUCUGAUGCGAGAAUACCUUAUAAAUUCUAG